Messenger RNA from Rosa rugosa (rugosa rose), 633 nucleotides. RefSeq lists its product as uncharacterized. Bases 1 to 633 code for a protein of 210 amino acids. The record is from RefSeq and is a predicted model, not a curated record. Lineage: Eukaryota; Viridiplantae; Streptophyta; Magnoliopsida; Rosales; Rosaceae. The transcript is spliced from 2 exons.
AUGGCUAUCAUGUUUGAGUCCACUCUUGCUGGAAAUGGUCUCUUUGGCUACUAUGAUGGUACAGAGUUAGCACCUCCUCGCUAUGCUCUUACAACUGAAGGUGAAGUCACUAGUGAAGAAACUGCAGCAUAUAAGGACUGGAAGCAAACUGAUAUGACAUUAUUGAGCCUGCUUAUGGCAACACUGAAUGAAGACAUUGUGGAUGUGAUUAUUGGCUGCAAGACAUCUAGAAAAGCCUGGCUUGCCCUUCAAGAACGUUUUUCUGCUGUGUCAAGAGUGAGUAUCAUGCAACUAAAGACUGAGUUACAAACACUUCGUAAAGGUGGUGAAUCUAUUGAGAAGUACUUGCAAAGUGUGAAAAGUGCUCGUGACCAACUGUUAUCUGUUGGAGUUGCUAUUCCUGAUGAAGAUGUGAUCAUUGUUACUUUGAAUGGACUGCCUGAAGAAUAUUCAACAGUUAGGACUGUGAUAGAAGGAAGAGAGACACCAAUUAAUCUUCGUGAUUUGAGGUCCCAAUUACUCUCUGCAAAAAGGCGCAUUGAGGGAAGUUUCUCUUUUCAUUCCAACAUGAGUGCCAUGGUAGCUAGAGGAGAUGAAACCAGAAAUGAAGAGAGAGAUGGUGAUAGCAGAUGA